Messenger RNA from Sabethes cyaneus, 1002 nucleotides. RefSeq lists its product as uncharacterized. The transcript is spliced from 2 exons. NCBI's taxonomy places the organism in Eukaryota, Metazoa, Arthropoda, Insecta, Diptera, Culicidae. Gene Ontology annotation, molecular function: protein binding. Bases 1 to 1002 code for a protein of 333 amino acids. The record is from RefSeq and is a predicted model, not a curated record.
AUGAUGCUGCGAACGAUGUCUUGGUUACUGACGCUCUUCCUAGUUUCAGCGGAGGCUGUGCCCAAGUACCAGUGCCUAGAAUCAUCAACCAAAUAUCGGUGUGUGAUCGAGUAUGUUACAUACCAUCCCGGUCAAAGGAUCAGCUUCCCCAGUGGUUAUCAGCACUUUCGCAUUGGAACGGCAAAUGCUUCCGAUUCGUUGGAAUCGAACAUCACCACGCUGGAUGAAGCGUUAUACGCAGCGAUGGAUCAUCCCGCCAUCAUCGAAAUGGAAUUCGUCAAAAUGUGGCGCUUGGUGUUACCUUCGGAUUUGGCAUUCGGAAAUUUUGCCAACAACGGAAUUCACUCGCUGGAUAUCGAUCCUGCCAGCAGCUACCGAAUCACCUACCUAGACCUGCACUCCAAUUUGCUGUCAAACGUUGCAAACAUCAGUGCACUGGAUAAACUAGAGACGCUGCGUCUAGAAAGAAACUACAUUCAAGAGAUCGACGCCAGCACCGUUAGUGCACUUGCCAAGCUGAAGCGGUUGAAUCUCAAAGGCAACCAUUUGCGUUCGUUUCCUUGGCACGCUCUACCGUGCACCUUAGUUCAUCUGGAUAUUUCCAGAAAUAGGUUGGAAUCAGUUAAUUUAACGAACCUGCGAUUUCCGGCAUUGGAGUAUAUAAAUUUAGCGAAAAAUGACAUUUACGAGCUGAACGUAACGGAUAUUCUGCGAGCCGCUCCGAACCUAAAGGAAGCGUACCUGUUUAACCAUCAGAUCCCUACGGACGACAUGGGCGGCAUAGCGUCGGCUCUUCAUGAGCGCCGUAUUCUGUUCAGUGAAAUCGAUGAAGAGUACUGCUUGCCAAAUGAGGAUUACAUCGACGGCCGUUGUGUCAAGCGGAUAGUGCCGCGAAAGCCGAAAUAUACGUGGAAAACAGCCGUGGUGGCGGUUUGUGUUCUAACCGGAAUAUCUGUGCUAGGUUAUCUGAUAUAUUUGGCUUAUCUACGAGUGAUACGUUAG